This is a messenger RNA of Athalia rosae (coleseed sawfly), 4893 nucleotides long. RefSeq lists its product as uncharacterized. Lineage: Eukaryota; Metazoa; Arthropoda; Insecta; Hymenoptera; Athaliidae. Gene Ontology annotation, biological process: signal transduction. Bases 7 to 4362 code for a protein of 1451 amino acids. The record is from RefSeq and is a predicted model, not a curated record. The transcript is spliced from 11 exons.
UUAACGAUGGCGGAGCGAUUCGGCGCUCGGAGAAAAUCGCGUCGGGACAGCAACGAGGCCGCAGGAUUGGGAGCCUCGAGAACCGCGACCCCGACUUCCAGGGACAAACGAGCCAAGCGUCAAACGAAACCGACGAAAGAGCGAUGGCUGCUCACGCGAAAAACUUGGCGUUACAUGGCCGACGCUGGUCGAAAAUUGAUACCCGACGGUGUUCACAAUCGUCAAGAGGAUAUUCCAAAGAUCGAGGAAUACUUUCAGGAGAUAUGCCAAAAGGAACCGAAAUUCCUGCUGCUGAGGAAGGCCUCUUACCCGAGUACGCUGGGAUUCCGUACCCACAGGAGGCGGAGGCACGGGAAAGGUGGAAGUUGCCGUGUGAAAGCGAGUUCCGCGGACGAGGCGGAUCUCGAAGCGCGUGGGCCGAGUCCGGGCUUUCUUCUGCAGGCGACGUCGGGCGGUAGAUUCGACAUAACGAAAAUGAAACGGGACUGGCUCAGGGGUGAAAAUAUCCCACCGGGCGGCGGCAGCACUCCGACGACUCCUGUAACGCAGAGAAGAGUCCCACGGGAAGAUGUCGAGGCCAAGGCGUUGGCCGACAUGUUGCAAAAGUACCUGAACAUGCGCAGCGACUGGGAGGGUGCCGAGACCGGAGGGAACGCGAGACGAUCCGGCGGUCGGGACGCUUCGCAGGGUAACGGCAACGAGCCGCGUUUCGAUCAUCAGAAUCUGAUCGACAAACUCCAGCAGCAUCUCGACCUGAUAAUGGCCGAAGGCAGGAGCAGACGGCAGGACCCUUCGAAGGAAGGGGUCGCGUCGGGUGAAGAAGUUUCGAAAACUAUGCUACCUUACCAAGGGGACUACGUUCACAAGUCCUUGCUGGACACCCUGAGUCGUUAUUACAGCAAAUCCCCGAACCGGGAUCACGUGAUAUCGGAUAUCCUGACCGAUCGUAAAUUACUGGAGAAGUUGUACUUCGAUUUGAGGUGCACCAGGGGUUUCAGGGGUCCGAGAUCCACCGGUGCUUACGCGUCCCCUUCCUCCCAAUGGCUGUUCAACUCCGCCAACAGGAGCCAGAAGGACGGGGACCAGCAGGCCGAUAAUUCCUGGCUACCGAGGAGAAGAGACCUCGCCUCCCCUCCGCCCUUGAUAGCGGUCCAAGGUCCGAGCAUGGACAGAGGUCCCGUAGACGAGGCCGUCCAGACCGAUCCGAUCCCGAGGAGCGUGCUGGAGACCUGUCUGUCCGAAAGGGACGAUCAAUUGAAUCGCGACAAUCAUCACGGCAGCAAAACGACAUCCGGCCAGGGAGGAUCGGGAUCGUCGAGGCGUAGAAGCAGCGUGGACAACGACGACGUGUCCCCGUCCGUCAGCGACACCAUAAAACGUUACCUGAGAAUGGCGCGUAAAAAGUCAAUGGACGCGGACAAGGUCGAUAGAUUUAAGAGGGUGAACUACGACAGAAACUUGAGAAACAUCAAGGGUAAAUACGCGGAGACAACGAGUCCCUCCGACGAUCAUGGCAAUAGCAAGGGUAGCCAAACCGACGAUAACUGGGCGGUCAAUUACCGUGAAAUGUACGAGGUCGUCGCCACUGCGGACAAUCUGUCCGAUCAGGAAACUACGUCGCCGGGGAGUCGCAACGCGAGUUCGAGGAGCAGCAUCGACGCCGGUUUGGGAUCCGAAGAAUUGACCCCUUCCACACCGAAGCAUCAUCAAUCCUUCCUAUCCCAUUUACUGCACGGUUCCAAUUCUAACAGAGAUAAGCCACAUUCGGCACCAGGUUCACCCGCUAUGACGACGUUGAAUUCCUCAGGUGGCUCAGCGAUGCAGAAAAGCAAAUCGUCCAGCAGCGUGGUCCACCACGGGAGCAGAUUGGUAGCUAAAAAAAUAUGGAGAUCAAGGAGUAAAAGCACCUCGCGUACCUCGAAUCAACCCUCCACCUGGACACCCCAGGGAAAAUGUACCUGGGCCGGUGCAGGAGGAAGACGCGUCACUCUUCAAGAUACCUCGUUACGCGCACUUUCUGACGUAGAACGACGCGUUCUUUGUCAAGUGGCUGUUGCUAAAUUGCAGGCCUUAAAUUUGGGGGUCCAUAUCAGGCCACCUACGGAAACGUUGGGGGGUUCGGUAUCGGCGAAGCCCAAGCGUCGCGCUUAUCUACUGAAACGCAAAGCUCUGACAACAGGUUUUUUCGACAACAAGGGGAAAGAGGACAAGGACAAAGAAUCGGCCGGAGGUUUGGUCUUUGGUAUUCCUUUGUCCCAAUGCCUGGAGAACGACAGAAUUGCGAGGGUAGCAGCGGCUGCGGGCGAAGCGAGCGACGUCGGAAGUCUGACCAGAAACAGCAGACACGGCAGCAGAGCCAGUUUCACGAGUUUGAUAGAAGUUCCGACCGCCGCUGCAAAAACGGACGAGGGUGGCUCCUGCGAAUCUUUACCUUCGAAAGGUGGAGCGUUGACGAGCAGCGAUUCCGGUAUGCUCGAACUCAGCGACGGCGGAGGGAGCGGCGGGACCCCCGGCGAAUGGGAUUCGGUGCCCUGGAUAGUCCAGCAGUGCAUAAAACACAUCGAGAACAGCGGCCUCCACACCCUCGGUGUGUUCCGGGUGUCACCUUCGAAAAAAAGAGUAAGACAGCUGCGAGAAGAUUUCGACUGCGGACGGGAGUCGAAAAUCGGCGUGGAUCAGUGUCCGCACGACGUGGCGGCGCUCCUCAAGGAAUAUUUUCGGGAUUUGCCGGAUCCCCUCCUCUGCAGGGAUCUUUACCAGGCGUUCGUUCACACGCAAAAGAUAAGAAACAGGCGGCUUCAGCAGGAGGCUCUCCAACAUCUCAUUCAGUUACUGCCUGCUCCGAAUCGCGACACUCUGUGGGCUCUGCUCAACUUUCUAGGCGAAGUUGCUGGGAACAGCGAGGACCACAAGAACGAAAGCGGAGAAUGGGUAGCUGGAAACAAAAUGGACGCUACAAAUCUAGCUACGGUGUUCGCGCCGAAUAUUUUGCACUGCGUAAAACCGGGGCAAACCAGGCCGGAGGUCUCGGCUGAAAGGGCCGAAGAACGCAUAGACGUGAUAAACGUGGUCCGAGCUUUGCUCGAACACAGUUCGGUUUUAUUUACCGUACCGGCGGCACUUCUGGACGAACUUUACCUCCACAUGAUGGACACCCAUCCCGCCGACCUCGACGCCGCCCUCACGCGCAGAGCGGACGAGCAAUGCGGUGGUGACGAGGUGGACCCUUGCAGCGAGGCGGAAACGUUUCCGGAGGAAGGCGCGGCGCCCGCGGCGUCCCGCCGUGUUUGGACGCGGGAACAAUGCCUCCAUCAGACGGCCGGUGUCGGGGGGGACAUCGGGCCCAGACCUAGGCGACCCAAGCGUCCCGGCAGUCGUCGAAAGGACGAGAACGCUCGGAGCAACAGCGUCGACAGCGGAUCCAGCGAAGAUCCCGCGGAUCUCAGGAGAAAGUCAUCCCCCAUGGUGAUAACGGCGAGUCUGACUAUUCCUAUGAGCGGUGCGUUCACCUUGAAUCUCGACGAUCCGGAUAUUCCCUACAUCGAAGAGGGACCCAGGCAGCCCUGCGCACCGCCCAGGAGGCAGCGUCAACGUUCGAUAUCCGGUUGCAGCGAAGGUGGCGGCAGACACGGUAGCGACAGCGCCGUCGGAUCGUCCGCCACGUUGUCCGGCGAUCAGCCGCCUAGCUCACCGCCUUCGUGGGCGUCGAGUCCGCCGGCUAGUCCGGACAGCGCGGUUACGGCCGUUUCUUACAUACCCGAUCAGCAGGCGGUUCUCCAGAGGGUCUCCUUCACCACGUCGAGCGAGGUGAGGCAAAUAUCGAGGUCGACCGGUCAAACGAACCAGAGCAGCGCGGCCCAACCGCCGCAGCCGACGACGACGCCGUCACCCUCCCUCCCGGAGAGCGUCGCCUCGAGGAAUUCCUCCGGGUCUUACACGCCGAGUAUCACGAGCAUCGGGGGUGCUGUGUUGAGGUCGAAGACGGCCGACAUCGAGAGGAUGUUGCACAUAUCCAGACCGGACGGUCCCAGUCCUUCGACGGUGUCCCAACCGAGUCAACAGUCCCAGUCGGUCGUCCCGUCGACGAACCUUAAUUCGUCGUCGGCUGCUACGAAUGAGAAUAAAAAGUAUACCAAGAGACGUUACACCGACUCGAGGCACCAGACGAGGCACAUACCCGACGCCGAAACCCUGGCGGGUAAGUCGUCGACGCCGGUCGCGUCGAUGACGAGCCCUACGCCGGCGUCGACAACGACGCCCACCCUCCCGACGCAUAAUACUCGCGGCGGUGUCACGGCACCGGUUUGGAAACGACGCGAGCUGAUAUCCAGCGCUCCUAAGGACCGCGAAAGUUAUUUUUAACGACAAUGAUAAACAUGCGAUAUUUACACCUAUAUCGUUUCAAAGAUCGACGCACCCCUUUGUCAAUUUUUAUCACAUUUAUCCGACUCGUUUCUUCUCUUCUUUCUAUUUUUAUUAUUUAUUCAUCGAUUAUUUAUUUAAUUUAUUAUUUUAUUUGUUACACUUUUUUCAUUUCUCUUCGUUUCUUUUUUUUUUUUUGUUUUUUUUUUUUUUUUUGACGGAAAUCUGCGAUCCAUACUCCUGGCGAGGACUGUCACCAGACUAUAUUAUAUAGUUAGUAAUUAUUAUCGUAUCGAUGACCGAUUGCGCGCGAUUUUGAGAAAUAAAUAUGAUACGAACAAUUGUAUGAUAAUAAUGUAAGUAAGAGGCGCGCACACACACCGGCCAAGAAAGUAAAAAUAUUGAAAGAAAACGCAUUAUACAUGUACGUCGAGAAAAUAUUAUAUCAUUAUAAACAUGAGAAUCGUCGUUAAGUUUUUAAAAAUUAUGUAAAAACUGAAUUACAUAAAUAAAUAUUAAUUUUAUACAAAA